AUGGGACCUAACUGGAUACGCGGCCUCUACGUCUCGGCGGACAAUGCGCACAGUGCUCUCAAACGUGGUCUGCUGAGGGAUGCAGCAGCGGUUGUUUUCCUUCUUCCGGCAUUACUUCUUCCGAACCUACCGGUAGUGUUAUCCAGUAAAGCACCUCCCGACAUCGUGGUCUUCUUUGCAGAUGACAUGGGAUGGGAUGACACAAGCUUCCAUGGGUCUUCCCAAAUUCCUACACCGAACUUGGAUGCCUUAGCGGCAGACGGCAUCGUACUCAACAACUUCUACGUCCAGCCCGCCUGCACACCUUCAAGAUCGGCUUUCAUGACCGGUCGCUACCCGAUACGUACUGGUACUCAAGGCUACCCGCUUGAAGCAGGCGCGCCCUGGGGACUGCCCUUAGACGUGAAAAUCCUGCCGGAGUACCUCCGGGAGCUCGGCUACGAAACUCACCUAGUUGGAAAGUGGCACCUUGGCUGUUACAUGGACAGUCUUACGCCAACAUAUCGGGGCUUCGACAGUUUCUACGGAUUCUACUACGGAGAAGAGGACUACUACACCCACAAUGUAACAGUGUUUUCUUUCCCUCCACAGCCCCUAUUUCUUUACGUGAGCUACCAAGCGCCACACGGUUCGGGAGGCCCUGAACCUCUGCAAGCGCCCGCCCAGAAUGUAAUAAAGUUUCCGUACAUUGGAGAAGUCCAAAGGACUCUCUACGCAGGUAUGGUGGACACGGUGGACCAGUCCGUAGGCCAGGUGUUCGAGACGCUUGAGGAAGCCGGCAUGCUUGACAACGUUGUCGUGCUAUUCAGCAGUGACAACGGCGGCACCCCGUACGGCGAUCACUCGACCCGCAGCUUCAAUUGGCCACUGCGCGGUUUGAAGAUGUCGGUCUGGGAAGGUUCGACCAGGGUUCCCGCCUUCGUCUGGAGUACCCUGCUCAAGCGGAGGCGAGGAGUGUCGAACCAGCUGAUGCAUCUCACAGACUGGUUCACAACAUUCUACAGAGUCGCUGGCGGCAACGUAUCGAAUCUAGAAAACAUGGACGGACUCGACAUGUGGGACUACCUGUCGAACGGAACGGGUUCCGCUCGUACCGAACUCGUCUACAAUAUCGAACCCUUGGAGCCGCAGGAAUCGUCUGUGGCAGCCAUCCGUGACUCGCAGUACAAGCUGGUACUCGACCCCACGGGUGCUGACAACGACCGCUACCGAACGACAGGGGGACGUCGUCCUUUCGACGACCUCGACGAACUGCUCGCCCGCUCAAAAGCGGCCGAGACGCUGAGGAGGUUCUACAACACGGAUAGCUUGACCUUCCCUAAAGACUGGAGGCAGAGGGCGACGCUUACCUGCGGCGAAAACACCACUGAGAACUUCUCCCCCGAUGACAAAGUGUUCCUGUUUGAUAUCGCCAAGGAUCCGUGCGAGCUGAACAAUCUCGCAGAAGAACACCCAGACAUUGUAUCUACUUUGAAGAAACGUUUAGAUUAUUACCGAUCAGUUGCCACUCCUAGUUUGAACAAACCCGUUGAUCCUGCAAGCUUUCCGGAGAACCACGACGGAACAUGGGCACCUUGGGUUGAGUCAUCUUAAGAGUCGUGUACACGUUGACAGUACGGGCGCGCUAUACUUAUUCAAUCAAAAAUAAAGUUCUGUGGGGAAGGGCAUCCUUAUUUAACAGCAUCUGAAUGCAACAAAAUCUGAAAAAGAAAUGAGUAAAAGCUCAAAGAACGGGACCUGUCGACAGAGACAGGCGAAGCGCUUCUUCGGUCUCAGUCUGCACGUCCCGUUCUUUGCACUGUUACCCGUUUUUUUUUUUUUUUUCAGACAUGUACCAUCCGACCCUAGUUUGCACUGUAUGUCAAUAAAUCAACUGCUCGUGGAACGUCA
Molecule: messenger RNA, 1890 nt
Organism: Dermacentor andersoni
Lineage: Eukaryota; Metazoa; Arthropoda; Arachnida; Ixodida; Ixodidae
Source: RefSeq, a predicted model, not a curated record